AUGUAUAUUUUACGCGUUGAAGAAAAACAAAAUACAAUAAACUUCCUUCCAAAAAGAAAACAUCAACAUAUGGACAUCAAAUAUUUACUUUGUGAUAAUUCUUCAAAUUUUGAAAAAGAAUACGAAAGACAAGUCACCUAUUGGUCUUCUAGUUCACCUUCAUUAUUAGAGACUCUAGACUCUAAUUUAUUUAUCUCAAAAAAGAAGAAACAUCAAAGACGUACACCAUGGACUACUUCAGAAGAUUAUUUAUUAGAAAAAGGUUAUUUACAAGGUUUGUCUUGGGCUAUGAUAUCCUCUAGAUAUUUACCUCAUCGUUCUCGUGGAUGUUGUUGGGGUCGUUUCAAGACACUUCGAGCUAAAUUUUUAGAACAAAACCCAAGCUACCGUACAUUAAGAACACGUAAAUAAUUAUCAAGAGCAUUAUAAAAGAAGAAGAAGAAAAAUGAUUUUGU
Molecule: messenger RNA, 455 nt
Organism: Cokeromyces recurvatus
Lineage: Eukaryota; Fungi; Mucoromycota; Mucoromycetes; Mucorales; Mucoraceae
Exons: 3
Coding region: 1-411 (136 amino acids)
Source: RefSeq, a predicted model, not a curated record